This is a messenger RNA of Diabrotica balteata, 4809 nucleotides long. Lineage: Eukaryota; Metazoa; Arthropoda; Insecta; Coleoptera; Chrysomelidae. The record is from the annotation of a GenBank genome assembly.
AUGCUUAUAAUUGUUAAUACUACACUAAAAAUGUUCAAAUAUAAGGUCAGUGAGAAAGGUAAAUAUCAGCUUACACAUUUGACAGUAAGCUGUCCCCUGUAUCAAUUAAAAGAUUUAAAAUCAGAAACUGCAAAAAUUCAUAGCUUAAAAGUAAUGUACUCUGUACUUCCACCUGGAAUAUUGAACAACACUGAGGGAUAUUUUAUCGACAUUAUAAAACUUAUUACCUCUAGUAUGAACUUAAAGCUGAAAUUAUUAAAAUCGGCUUUAAGUGUUGCCUAUGACGGAUUCAACGUUCCUAUGGAGUUUAGAAUCAAUAGAUACGACAUGUACAUUUUACCAACUUCGUAUCAUAAAACGCAGCCUAAUAUGCUGCUAGAGAAGACCUGUUUUAAGUCACACACUGCUGGUUUUGUAGUACCACGCAUUUUUAAACCUAAAAACAGUUGGAAAAUAUUUUACAGAGAAUUUUCGAUUUAUGUCUGGUUGUGCUUUUUUACAGUAAUACUGUCUAUAUAUUUUUUGUUCAAACUCUCUCGAUAUAAAGUAAACUUAACCAUUGCAAUGAUGAGUAUUUUGUUUGAAGGUUCUGCUGUAAUUCCUUUAGUAAGUAAUGGAAGGAAAAUGUUAUUAUUAACAUUUUUACAUUUCUGUACAAUUAUUACCGCUGCCUACAGGACAAGAAUGUUUGACAUUAUGAUUAAAGAUUUUUCUCCCGAACUCUUCCAAGAUCUUACUGACGUUUGGAGAGAAUCACAUUUUAAAGUAGGUGUGCCAUCUGUAAACCUUAUUAAAAUAUUUAACAUCUCUGUUAAUGAAUUUUACAAAGAUCUGGUUACAAAAAAUAGAACUUUUGCGUGCGAUUAUACACAGUAUUUGAAACAAACAGCUGAGGACAAAAAUAUAAUAAGCUAUCUGCUGAAGGAAACUUUUAUGUAUGCCACUCCUGAGUGGUGUUUGGACAAGGAAGGGCGGUCAUUAGUACGUUUCUUUAAUCCGAAGGAAAUACCUCUCUAUCUAGGCUUUAGCUUUCCACAAGGACAUCCCACUUUUACUAGUUUUAAUAAAAAAAUUAUAUCCUUAAUAGAAACCGGAGUUAUACAGUAUAUGAAAACAAAUGUUUAUUCAAAAUAUAAAAAAGCUAUGGCUCUGGCAGAUGUCAAAGAUAUGUUUAGUGUAAAAGUUAGUUUUUCAGCAGAACCUGAAAAUGCGGUCAUAGGAAACUGCUUAAAUACGUUAUUAUUUUCCCCUUGUAAUAAAACUGAGGUGAUUUAUUCGGUGAAUGUAAAUAUCCAACUUCAAGUUCCAAUUGUAAUAUUGAAUACUGAUAAUCAUUUUAAACAAUCUUUACUGACGGAUCCGACUGUAUUUGUAAUUUCAGGAAAUAUUACCACGGCAUUAGAAACACUUUAUAACAAAGGAGUGUUAAACAGCAGAGCUAAAUUUAUUGUUUUAGUCGACAAGAUAACUAGAGAACUGCUCAAUGUUUUAGAUGACUAUUACAUUUACAAUAUACUUAUAAUUGUUAAUACUACAUUAAAAAUGUUCAAAUAUAAGGCCAGUGAUAAAGGUAAAUAUCAGCUUACAUAUUUGAAAGAUAGCUGUCAUCUAUAUAAACUAAAAGAUUUAAACUCACAACCUGCAAAUGUUUAUAGCUUAAAAAUAAUGUAUUCUAUACUUCGACCUGCAAUAAUGAGCAACACUACAGGAUAUUAUGUCGACAUUAUAAGACUUAUUACUUCUAGUCUGAACUUAAAGCCGAAUUUUGUAAAGUCGGAUUUAAGCGCUGCCUUUGACGGUUUCAACGUUCCUUUGAACUUCAGAAUCAAUAAAUAUGACCUCUACAUUUUACCAACUCCGUAUCAUUAUAAAAUGCAGCCUAAUAUGCUUCUAGACAAGACCUGUUUUGGGUCAAACAGUGCUGUUUUUGUAGUACCACGCAUUUUUAAAACUAAAAACAGUUGGAAAAUAUUUUACGAAGAGUUUUCGUUGUAUGUCUGGUUAUGGUUUUUUGCAGUAAUACUGUCUAUAUACUUUUUGUUCAAACUAUCUGGAUAUAAAGCAAACGUAACCAUUUCAAUGAUGAGUAUUUUGUUUGAAGGUUCUGCUUUAAUUCCCUUAGCAAAUAAUGGAAGGAAAAUAUUAUUAUUAACAUUUUUACAUUUCUGUACAAUCAUUACCGCUGCCUACAAAACAAGAAUGUUUGAUAUUAUGAUUAAAAAUUUUUCUCCCGAACUCUUCCAAGAUCUUAAUGACAUUUGGAAAGAAUCACAUUUUAAAGUAGGUGUGCCAUCUGAAAAUAUUAUUACAAUAUUUAAAAACUCUGUUAAUGAAUUUUACAAAGAUCUGGUUACAAAGAAUAGAACUUUUAUAUGCGAUUAUACACGAUGUUUGAAACAAACAGCUAAUGAUAAAAAUAUAGUAAGCUAUCUUCUGAAGGAAACUUUUAUGUAUGCCACACCUGAUUUGUGUUUGGAUACAGAAGGCGGAUCGUUAGUACGUUUUUUUGAUUCAAAAGAAAUACCUCUCUAUCUAGGCUUCAGCUUUCCACAAGGACAUCCCACUUUUAAUAGAUUUAAUAAAAAAAUUAUGUCGUUAACAGAAACCGGAAUUAUACAGUAUAUGAUGACAAACGUUUAUGCGAAAUAUAAAAAAUCUAUGGCUCUGGCAGAUGUCAAAGAUAUGCUUAGAUAUGCACCUUUAAAAGUCCAACAUCUAGAAAGCACUAAUACAACUGAGGUAAUUUAUUCGGUGAAUGUAAAUCUUCAACUUCAAGUUCCAAUUGUUAUAUUAAACACUGAUGAGUAUUUUAAAAAAUCUAUUCUUAACAGUCCAACUGUAUUUCUAAUGUCAGGAAAUAUUACUAAAAUAUUAGGAACCCUUUACAAUUACACGGUGUUGAAUAGCAGAGCUAAAUUUAUAAUUUUAGUGGACAAGAUAGAUAAAGAACUGCUCAUUGUUUUAGAUGAUUAUUACAUUUAUAAAAUACUCAUAAUUGUUAAAACCACAUUGAAGAUGUUCAAAUAUAAAACCAGUGAAAAAGGUAGCUAUCAGCUUACAGAUUUGAAAGUUAGCUGUCAACUGUAUAAACUAAAAGAUUUAAAAUCGGAAUCUGCUAUAAUUUAUAGCUUAAAAACAUAUUAUGCUCGACUUCCACCAGGAAUAAUAAAUAGCACUACAGGAUUUUAUUUCGAUAUUGUAAGACUUAUUACCUCCAAUAUGAACUUAACACUGAAUUUGUUGGAGUCAAAUGAUAUCUCUGAUGGAUUCACGGUUCCGUUAGAAUUUAGACUUAAUAGAUACGACUUCUACAUUUUACCAACUUUGUAUCAUAAAACGCAAGAUAAUAUUCUACUGGAAAAGACUUGUUUUGGUUCAACUAAUGCUGUGUUCGUAGUACCACGGAUUUUUAAAACUACAAACAGUAGGAAAAUAUUUUACAGAGAACUUUCGGUUUCUGUUUGGUUGUGUUUUUUCGUAGUAAUGCUAUGCAUAUAUUUCUUGUUCAAAAUAUCUUCAUAUGAAUCGAAUCUAACCAUUGCAAUGAUUAGUAUUCUUUUUGAAGGUUCUGCUUCAAUUCCGCUACCAACUAAAGGGAGGAAAAUAUUGUUUAUAACUUUUUUACAUUUCUGUACAAUCAUUACCGCUGUUUACAGGACAAGAAUGUUUGAUAUUAUGAUUAAAGAUUUUUCUCCUGAACUCUUCCAAGAUCUUAAUGAUAUUUGGAGGGAAUCACAUUUUAAAGUAGGUAUGCCAGCUAUAAAACUUAUAGAAAUAUUUAACAGUUCCGUUAAUGAAUUUUACAAAGAUUUAGUUACAACGAAUAGAACUUUUCUUUGCCGUUACAUCCAGUGUUUAAAUCAAACAGCGAAUGACAAAGACAUAGUAAGCUAUCUACUGAAGGGAACUGUGAUGUAUGCUACUCCUGAUUUGUGUUUGGACAACGAAGGCAGAUCUUUAAUCCGUGUCUUUGAUCCGAAAGAAAUACCUGUAUAUCUAGCUUUUAGUUUUCCACAAGGACAUCCUACUUUUAUUAGUUUUAAUAAAAAAAUUAGAUGUUUAAUAGAAACGGGAAUUGUAGAUUAUAUACUUAAAAAUGUUUAUGCCCAAUAUACAAAAGCUAUAGCUUUAGCAGAUGUCAAAGAUUUGCUUAGUUUGUUGUUUACCACUGUAUACAGAGGUAAAAUGUUCGAUAUCAUGAAAACUGAGCUAUUAUCCCAAAUGGUAACUACAAAGGAGGAUAUUUUGAAAUACGAACUGAAAAUGGGUUUACCAGGUGAUACGUUUCUGGAUGUAUAUAAAAUGUCCAACGAUCCAGUGGAUAUUGAAAUAAUGAAGAAUGGCCGGUAUUUGAACUGUUUUAACUUUACGGCAUGUUUGGAUAGGGUGGCUUUUAACAGGGACAUAAUAUCGCAACGUCUGGUCAAACCAGUUAAAUCGUUAAUUCCACAGUAUUAUCAGGACAAUAGUGGAAAAUCUCUCCUUUACAUUAUUCAUAGACCUUACGGUACUCCUUACUAUUUUGGCAUGGUCUUUCGGAAAGGAUAUCCCUUAUUCAAAGAGUUUAAUAAAAAGAUAUUGAUUUUAAAAGAAGCUGGAGUCGUCGAAUAUUUAUACAAGAAGCACGAAGAACUUUACAUUAAAGCUACCACUCUAGCUCAGUUAGAAGAUGGUAUAAAAUAUUCGGACUUGAACUUACAGACCUUACAAUCUACUUUUGUGGUAUAUCUGAUAGGGAUGGGCUUUAGUUUACUUGUGUUUUUUAUUGAAAUUGCUUUUAAAGAGGUAACUAUCACCGAGAAAAAAUAA